This is a messenger RNA of Haplochromis burtoni (Burton's mouthbrooder), 1646 nucleotides long. RefSeq names its product HemK methyltransferase family member 1 (gene hemk1). Gene Ontology annotation, biological process: protein methylation. Lineage: Eukaryota; Metazoa; Chordata; Actinopteri; Cichliformes; Cichlidae. The record is from RefSeq and is a predicted model, not a curated record. Gene Ontology annotation, cellular component: mitochondrion. Gene Ontology annotation, molecular function: protein methyltransferase activity.
CGCAGACUGCGCCGCAGUCGCUCUCUGUGCCGCGUGUGUAGGACACAGUACGAGCCCUGCCAGUUAGCUUGUUGUUCCGACACAGAAAAAUGUUUGAAUUUCAUACAGGACCGUAAAGUGUAGCAUGCUGAUCUAACAGACUACUGCCGCCAUACAGCGAGUUCAGCCCGAGAGCGCACAGACUCUGGAAACCCAAUGAAUAACGAUGUAAAGACUUAAUACUGUUAACCAUGUGGAGAAGGUCGCUGAGUACAAGCUACUACAGAUGUUUUGGGUGCAGGAGUUGUGGACCAAAGAUAGAAAGUCUUGAGCAGGAGAGAUUAACAGAGUUUCUCAGCCGAGAACAAACAGAGCAGAUAUGGAAGCUCUGCACCACACGUCUCUCCAGGAUGCCCGUGCAGUACGUGAUUGAAGAGUGGGACUUCAGGGACCUGACGCUGAAGAUGAGGCCUCCUGUGUUCAUACCACGACCUGAAACGGAGGAGUUGGUCGAGCUGGUGCUCAAUGAUCUGCAGAUGAAGACUGAGAUGGGAGUGCCUGCUGAGACGGAGCCUACGUGCCUGGAAGUGGGAUGUGGGUCUGGUGCCAUUUCUCUUAGCCUGCUGAAGAGUCUGCCUCAGCUUAAAGGCGUCGCCCUGGAUCAGAGCCAGGAUGCAGUGGAUUUAACAAGAGAGAACGCACUAAGAUUGGGACUUGAGGAUAGAUUAGAGAUUCAUCACAUCGAUGUCAUGAAGGAUGCAGAAACUCUACUCAGUCUCAUUAGGCCAGUUACAACUUUGGUCAGUAACCCUCCGUACCUGUUUUCAGAAGACAUGGCGUCCCUUGAACCUGAAAUUUUAAGAUUUGAAGACCCGGCUGCUUUAGACGGAGGCAAAGACGGCCUGAAAGUGAUCAAGCAGAUUUUGACCCUGGCUCCCCAGAUUCUGUCCAGUUAUGGUCGUGCUUACUUGGAGGUGGACCCCAGACACCCCCCACUCAUUCGACAGUGGGUGGAGGGGAACGUGGACGGGCUGCAGUUUAAGGAGGCACGGCAUGACAUCACCGGCAGGCCUCGAUUCUGCAUCCUUCAGAAGGAAGAAGUCAAACAAGGACCACAAGCAGGAUCUGGACUGAGAAAUUAAGAUCCUAUUACGCUGGCUUUAGCUCAGGUCGCCGCUGCCUCAGCUCCCCUACCCCCACUGAACCACCAAGCACGCGCUCACACUGAUCUGAUAACACCCAGCAUUCAUAAUUUGCACAAGCGCACAUUGUUUUCAUGUCACCGCUGCACUUUUAAUCUAGUAACAGUCGUGAUCACAUCCUGCGUCACAAUAAAAAAUGUGUGCAAGAUGGCACAAAAAAAACGCAGGCUCCAAAGCUGAAGGUAAUUACCGAAGCUUUUCUCGGAACCCUCCCUCUCAGAAGCUCACCCUCCUCCCAGGAAGCAUUCAGUAGUUCUGUGAAUCCGCUGACGAACGGUCCUCCCCUCAGCUUGUCCUCUCGCUGACUCAGAUGCAAGCGGCGUGCAUUGUUGAGCAAAAGCUCACGCAGCACGGCCUUUACUUCCUCACACAAUCUGCUUCUCUCGCAUACUUAGAGUUUAAAGGCCACUAAGUCUUUGUGUUUCAAAGGUGAUUUAAGGGAAAAUAUUUCCUAACAAGUGUCAC